Penicillium taxi is the source of this 1260-nucleotide messenger RNA. RefSeq lists its product as uncharacterized. The transcript is spliced from 2 exons. The coding region runs from base 1 to 1260 and encodes 419 amino acids. The record is from RefSeq and is a predicted model, not a curated record. Lineage: Eukaryota; Fungi; Ascomycota; Eurotiomycetes; Eurotiales; Aspergillaceae.
AUGUCAGCCAGUCGCAAGGUCUUUCACUGCGCUGUGGAUGAAACGGCUCUUACUACAAAUAUCAGCGAAAUCAAGAAAUGGACUGCCAAUGGCGCCAUCGAUCUGAUCGUUCCUCUUUACACCCUCGAACGACUCCAUAAUCUGAAGCGUGCAGGAUCGCAAGUCGCCAUUAAUGCCCGUGAGACGGUGCGCUUUCUCGACCGAGUGACUUCCGGCAAAGAUCAAAUUACUGCCGACCGAGUUACCCUUCAAGGCCCGAUGGAGCAGUAUGAACGCUGGGCAGAAGCUGAGAAAUUCUUCUUACCGGAAUUUGAAGAAGAGCCUGAGGCCGUUGACGAGAUGCCGCGUUCCGAACCCGCACCUGUGUCUGUGCCUGUGCCUGCACCCGCGCCCAAGAUCACUAUCAAAUCGCAAUCCGACGACCUUUCGCAGAUGCUGCUUAGCAAGCUAAACUUUCAGAAGGCCCCCGAUGCCGCAUCCAUCACCUCGGACGGUUCAGCUAGUGGUCCGGCCUCGCGCACAUCUUCUCGUAGCUCGCGCACCAGCCCCGAAUGUGCCCAACAUGAGCUCGUCACCAAGUCAGAGAAACCCAAGUCGGGACACCAGCGCAAUGCGUCCGGAUCUACCAUCCCUAUCGUUCCUCCCGUGCUUCGCCCCUUGCUGAGUGCCCUCCUGUGGCGACUUCACAGUGGCCCUGAUGCCGAGAACUUUGCUAAGAACUGUAUCCUGGUUACUAACGACCGCACGACUCAGGUUUGGGCCCAGAAAUUUGGCAUUGGUGUGAAAAAUAUCCUUCAGCUGCGCACUGCCAUCCAGUAUGAAGAGCGCGAGUACAAGAAUCGCUGCAAAUACGCCGAGAAGAACCAAAGCCCCGUCCAGAAUCCCGAGCCUAAGACCUUGCUUUCAUACGAGGACGACAGUGAUGAGGACGAGCUUGUUUUUGUUCCCCGCGGUCGCGGCAAGAACGCGACUCGGGGUGCUCGGGGUGGAACACCUCGCAAGCCCGUUGCGAAGACCAUCCCUGUGACCCCCGAUGUGGCUACCAUCGAAGUUCCCACUGAGCCGAUUGACCCCAACUCCUUCAGCCGAUCCUUGAGCGGCGCGAAUACCAAGACCCAGAACAUCGACCUGAGCAACCAGAAAGGUACUUCUCGUGGUCUCUCGGGAGCCUCUCGCCGCACUUCCGGCCGACGUGGAGGUGCCAACCGUGAAGGCGCACGAGGCAGCGGUCGUGGACGGGGCAAGCUGUGGGUUCCUUGA